This is a messenger RNA of Alosa sapidissima (American shad), 4066 nucleotides long. It is a transcript of the gene dhx34, whose product is annotated as DEAH (Asp-Glu-Ala-His) box polypeptide 34. Gene Ontology annotation, cellular component: intracellular anatomical structure. Gene Ontology annotation, molecular function: RNA binding; ATP binding. The coding region runs from base 488 to 3904 and encodes 1138 amino acids. Gene Ontology annotation, biological process: nuclear-transcribed mRNA catabolic process, nonsense-mediated decay. Lineage: Eukaryota; Metazoa; Chordata; Actinopteri; Clupeiformes; Clupeidae. The transcript is spliced from 16 exons. The record is from RefSeq and is a predicted model, not a curated record.
CCAGUCUGCAAACAAAUCAGAGGAGAAGAAGAAUUCUUACUGAUGUAGCUUCUUGAAUUCAAAAGUUUGUGGACACUACUAGACAAAGUAAUUACAUGCAGACCCACCAUUUCUUCUGCUCUGGGUAGGAAAAUCAGUAGCAACUAAACUAGUUCGAGAGUAUGAUGCUAUCAUGUGAUGUAUGCAGUGGUCAGUGAAUUCAAGCCAACAAGCUGAACAUACAGUCAACGAGCUAACGUUAGCUAGCCAAUGUGGAGGUCCUGCCCUGUGUAACCUUACCACUUCAUUUAAUUAUUUAAAUCAAAUUGUCCGUCUAGGCAACUUUAACACACGUUAGACAAUAUAUAUACUCCACUGUGUCUGCUAGUAGGCUAAGCUAGCUGAUUCUGUGUCUGAUAGUUAUAUGUGUCCUGAUUGAUGAUGUCCCCGAAGGAUUGAAUGAGUAGGCCUAGCUGAGCUCUGUAGAUUAAAACGUCUUAUCUAUGAGAUGGCAUCAGAGAAGAGGGAGGAGAGGUGGGACUGGGACAGCCCUCGGUGUCGCGCACAACUAGAUGAAAUAUUUUUCCGCCAACAUGACUACAUCCAAGCUGGUAGUCAAGAGCACAAAGAUUUCUGGGCAUUCUUUGAGCGUUUCCAGCGGUUCAAAGCCAAGAGGCAGAUGUCAGGGUCAAAAGACAAUAAAGACAUUGACCCAAAGUGCAGCAAAAGCCGUAAGAGUGGGUCUGUAGACUUGGGAUUGCCCAAGGAAUAUGAUGCUCGGUACAGAAUCAGCACAUCAGUGUACACCAAGGAUGUGGAGGAGAAACUGGAGAGUUGUGGACAUCGACAACGACAAACUGCCUCAGGCCCAGGCAAACAGGAGAUCACAGACUGCCGCUUGGCCCUACUACAUUUCCUGGACUUCACCCAGAGGCAGAGCUUCAACAAGCUGGCCAAACUCCGUCAGGAGCAAAGGAAUCUACCUAUUUUCCAUUACCGAGACAGGAUUGUGGAGCUGGUGAAAGCCAACUCAGUGGUUGUAGUGGCAGGGGACACAGGUUGUGGAAAGUCCACCCAGGUGCCCCAGUACCUGCUUGCGUCUGGAUUUAAUAACAUUGCCUGCACACAGCCACGUCGCAUUGCAUGUAUAUCCCUCGCCAAACGUGUCAGCUUUGAGAGUUUGAACCAGUAUGGCUCCAAGGUUGGGUACCAGAUCCGCUUUGAGACCACACGUACACUGGCCACCAAGCUUCUGUUUCUGACUGAGGGGCUGCUGCUGAGGCAGAUCCAGCAGGAGCCGUUGCUGGGUCAGUACCAGGUGCUGAUAGUGGAUGAGGUGCACGAGAGGCAUCUGCACUGUGACUUCCUGCUGGGGGUCUUGCGAGCGCUCAUCGGCGCGAGGUCAGAUCUACGACUGGUGCUCAUGUCUGCCACCAUCAAUAUCAAGCUCUUUUCUGAGUACUUUCGUGGGGCACCUGUGCUGCAGGUGCCAGGCAGGCUCUUUCCCAUACAGGUGAUCUAUCAGCCCAUCCCUCCGGAGGAGCAGGUCUCCCGCUCGGAGAAGCUGGACCCACGGCCAUUUCUGCGUGUGCUCCAGGGGAUUGAUCAGCGGUACCCUCCAGAGGAGCGGGGGGACCUGCUGCUGUUCCUCAGCGGCGUGGCUGAGAUCUCCGCCGUGCUAGAGGCCUGCCAGGCGUAUGCCACACACACGCAGCGCUGGAUCGUCCUCCCCCUCCACAGCACCCUCUCGCUGGCUCAGCAGGAUAAGGUUUUUGAUAUAGCCCCCCCUGCUGUAAGAAAAUGUAUCAUCUCCACGAACAUAGCUGAGACUUCAGUUACCAUUGAUGGAGUAAGAUUUGUAGUGGAUUCAGGUAAGGUGAAGGAGAUGAGUUUUGACCCAAAGGCGAAGAUGCAGCGUCUGCAGGAGUUCUGGAUCAGCAGGGCCAGCUCUGAGCAGAGGAAAGGUCGAGCGGGCCGCACUGGGCCCGGGGUCUGCUACCGAUUAUACGCCGAGUCUGAUUAUGAUGCCUUUGCUCCCUACCCUGUCCCAGAGAUCCACAGGGUGGCACUAGACUCCCUGGUGCUUCAGAUGAAGAGUAUGGGCCUGGGUGACCCGUGCUCCUUCUCCUUUAUUGACCCCCCGCCUGCCUCCAGUAUCCAGACGGCUAUGACGUACCUGAGAGAGCAAGGGGCAUUGGAUGUCUCCGGAGAGCUCACCACCAUUGGGAGCCUACUGUCCCAGCUACCUGUGGACGUAGUCAUUGGGAAGAUGCUGGUGCUGGGGUCUCUGUUUAAUCUGCUGGAGCCGGUGUUGACAGUUGCAGCAGCACUUAGUGUUCAGUCUCCAUUUUUGCGAAGUGCUCAGCACAACCCAGACUGCUCUACAGCACGCCAGCCCCUCCACAGCAACCAUGGAGACCCCUUCACUCUCCUCAACACCUUCAACGCCUGGGUGCAGGUGAAGGGUGAGCGUGGUGGUGGCUCCAGGAAGUGGUGCAGGAGGCGUGGCCUGGAAGAGCAGAGACUGUACGAGAUGGUCAACCUGCGCAGACAGUUUAAGGAGCUGCUAAGGAGCCAUGGCCUACUGGAGGAGGAGGGCACUGGUGCUCAGACCCCGGAAGAGCGCAAGCGACGUCGCGAGAGACUGACCGAGCGGCAUCAGCUGCACCAGCUGAAACGCGAGCAUGACCUGCACGAGGGCAGCCGGCGUAAAGUGCUCCGCCUUGAGGAGGGGGCAGGGGACUCGUCCGGCUCGGACGACGAGACGUCAGGGAGGAAAGGGAAGGACAAGAAGGGAGAAGGACAAGGUGUGGACAUACAGGAGGUGAAAUUUAAGCUGCGUCACAAUGUUGACCAGCUACAGGAGGUGGCCAGUGCCAGUCAGGACCUCUCGUCGCGCCAGCAGGCCCUGCUCAAGCUGCUGCUGUGCCGUGGGCUCUACCCCCAGCUGGCUCUGCCCGACGAGCACAACGCCAACCGCAAGGACUCCGAGCAGAUAUUCCACACAAGAAACAAGCAAGGGGUGGUAAUCCAUCCCACCAGUGUGUUUGCCAGUGACCCAGAGGUGCUGCAAGUUCCUGAACAGGAGAGUAUCCAGCCUGGGGUAGAUAAAGGCCAGAGCAGUAGACACCAGCUGCUGGCCUUCGUCACUUUGCUGGAGACCAACAAGCCAUAUGUGUCCAACUGUGUCAGAGUUCCAGCACUGCAGGCUCUGCUUUUGGUGGCGAACUCUCUGGACAGUAAUGGCGAGUGCACGCGGCUGGUGGUUGACGGCUGGCUGGAGCUGUGUCUGGGGGACGGGGAGAGGAGCCUGGCCGUGCUCUCGUCUGCGCUAGAGCUGCGCGCCGAGUGGGAGCGCCUCCUGCAGGCUCAGCUCAGCAAGCGCAGGCCAUCCGCCCGGGACCUGGGGCGCCUGGGUGAUCGUCUGGUGCGCUUCUUGCUCUACACCGAGGUGAAUUACAGCGUGCGGCGCCUCACAUCUCUUCAGGCCCAGAACCUGUACGUGGGGCCCCAGCGGGACCCGGCUGCUUCGGACGUCCAGGCGCUCAGCUCCGUCUUCCCUGGGGUGGAGCCCAAGCCUGACCCCAUCAAGGGAGGACUUCGUGUCAGCAGCUACUUCACCUACAACUGCCUCAGCGACCCGACUGACCUGUACAGUGAGUGUCUGCGCACGUUUUGGACCUGCCCGUACUGCGCCCUCUACAUGCCCUUCACACCACUGGAACGCAUGAAGCACCAGGCCACCUGCAAACCCCCAGAGGAGCAGACUGCGCAGGAGGACGAGGAGUGUGAAAGUGAGAAGGCCGCUGCGUCGUCUUCCUCUUCCCUGACUCGCCUCUACCACUGUGAUAUCUGCGACAAGGACUUGACCCUCACGUCCACCGAGAUUCUCAAACACAAGAGGCAGCACGCGAUCACAAGUUAAGAAAUACUGCUGCCAAACACUAUUGUGCGUCCAGGCUGCAGGUGGUUAAAGCAGAAGAAACUGGACCACUGGAUGCAACUGGGUGGAGAAAGUGUGGACCACAUGCCUUGUGUGAUGUUAUGUGUAAUGUUGUUCUAAAAUACAAGAAUAUGUUUUUUAAGA